Messenger RNA from Salvelinus sp. IW2-2015, 650 nucleotides. It is a transcript of the gene jade2, whose product is annotated as jade family PHD finger 2. The record is from RefSeq and is a predicted model, not a curated record. Gene Ontology annotation, cellular component: histone acetyltransferase complex. Gene Ontology annotation, biological process: regulation of transcription by RNA polymerase II. Lineage: Eukaryota; Metazoa; Chordata; Actinopteri; Salmoniformes; Salmonidae.
AGGUGUUCCGGACGGACUUCAUCACAGCCAUGAAGCUGCCAGACUCGGCCCAGCUGGGCCACGAUGACUUCUACGUGCUGUCAGACCCCUGGAGACAGGAGUGGGAGAAGGGGGUCCAGGUCCCUGCCAGCGUAGACGCCAUCCCAGAACCUGUCGUCAGGAUGCUACCAGAGGUGGGGCGUAUCCCAUUCUACUGGCCAGGGCAGGGCCGGGGGGGCAUGAAGACCACCAAUGAGCCCCACAGCCGCUAUGACCUGGAUGACAUAGACGUGUCCUGGCUGGAGCUGGUUAACCUGGAGUUCAGAGAACUGGCSCUGCCGGAGCUGGACGAGCUGACCAUGGAGCGUGUGCUGGUGGAGCUGGAGAGCCAGUGUGAGGAGAACAUGCAGCAGGCCAUCGAGACGGAGGAGGGCCUGGGCAUCGAGUACGACGAGGAUGUGGUGUGUGACGUGUGCCGGUCCCCAGAGGGAGAGGAUGGCAACGAGAUGGUCUUCUGUGACAAGUGCAACAUCUGCGUACAUCAGGCGUGUUAUGGGAUCCUGAAGGUCCCACAGGGGAGCUGGCUGUGCGAACCUGUGCCCUAGGGGUGCAACCCAAAUGCCUGCUGUGCCCCAAGAGAGGCGGAGCCCUGAAGCCCCCCGCAGUGGAAA